Morone saxatilis (striped sea-bass) is the source of this 1677-nucleotide messenger RNA. RefSeq names its product N-sulfoglucosamine sulfohydrolase (sulfamidase) (gene sgsh). The coding region runs from base 12 to 1538 and encodes 508 amino acids. Gene Ontology annotation, biological process: heparan sulfate proteoglycan catabolic process; glycosaminoglycan catabolic process. The transcript has 9 exons. NCBI's taxonomy places the organism in Eukaryota, Metazoa, Chordata, Actinopteri, Moronidae. Gene Ontology annotation, molecular function: N-sulfoglucosamine sulfohydrolase activity. The record is from RefSeq and is a predicted model, not a curated record.
UCAUCAUCAUCAUGCUGCUUGUGUUGGUUUCUCUCAUCUUUGCAUCAUGUCAGUUUGGGGAGACAAAGACAAGAAAUGUCCUUUUAAUAAUUGCUGAUGAUGCAGGUUUUGAGACGGAGGUGUAUAACAAUUCUGUGGUCCACACACCCCACCUGCGCUCUCUGGCCCAGCGUAGCCUGGUGUUCAGCAACGCCUUCACCUCUGUCAGCAGCUGCUCCCCCAGCCGCUCCACCAUCCUCACCGGCCUGCCACAGCACCAGAAUGGCAUGUACGGUCUUCACCAGGGUGUUCACCACUUCAACUCAUUUGAUGGCGUGCAAAGUUUGCCGCUGCUGCUCAGCCAAGCCAACGUACACACAGGUAUAAUUGGGAAGAAGCAUGUCGGACCUGGAACUGUAUACCCUUUUGAUUUUGCCUACACAGAGGAGAACAACUCUGUCCUUCAGGUGGGGAGGAACAUCACCCGCAUCAAACUCUUGGUCCGCAAGUUUUUCCAGACCCAUAAAAAGAAAGAAGAAAGAGAGAGGCCCUUUUUCCUUUAUGUUGCCUUCCAUGACACCCACCGUUGUGGACACUCGCAGCCUCAGUAUGGAGCGUUCUGUGAGAAGUUUGGGAAUGGUGAAAUGGGGAUGGGUAGAAUACCUGACUGGACACCAGAAUAUUACACACCAGAACAAGUGAAGGUUCCUCCUUUUGUGCCGGACACACCUACAGCACGAGCUGACUUGGCUGCACAGUACACCACGGUGAGCAGACUGGACCAAGGUAUUGGUUUGGUGCUUCAGGAGCUCAGAGACGCUGGUUAUGAGAACGACACUCUGGUCAUCUACAGCUCAGAUAACGGCAUCCCCUUCCCUAACGGCAGAACCAACCUUUAUCGCUCGGGGACAGCAGAGCCUAUGCUGGUGUCCUCUCCUGAACACAGGGAGCGAUGGGGAGACACCAGCCCGGCCUACGUUAGCUUGCUGGACAUCACUCCCACCAUUCUUGACUGGUUCUCUGUUCCGUACCCGUCCUACACCCUCCCUGGAAGCCCUGCCGCCCCAGUCCACCUCACCGGUCGCUCCUUACUGCCUGCUCUGGUCACUGAGCCCAGCAGCUGGCACACUGUCUAUGCCAGCCAGUCCCUCCACGAGGUAACCAUGUACUACCCAACCCGCUCUGUCCACCAGGGGGCGUACCACCUUCUCCACAACCUACACUAUCGCAUGCCCUUCCCCAUCGACCAGGACCUGUAUGUGUCACCCACCUUCCAGGACCUGCUGAACCGCACCAGGCUGAGUGAGCCCACACACUGGUUCAAAAGCCUGGAGCAGUACUACUACAGAGAGCGCUGGGAGCUGUACGACUCCAGGGCAGACCCGCUGGAAACGAAGAACCUGGUAUCAGACCCAUCCUACAGCUCCGUGCUGGAGAGCCUGAGGCAGAGUCUGCAGAAGUGGCAGUGGGAGACGGGAGACCCUUGGGUCUGUGGACCUGACUACGUCCUGGAAGACAAACUAGAGCCGCACUGCAGACCGCUCUACAAUGGACUCUGAUUGACUCUAAUGGUACUUUUACUCAUCUUGAUUGACAUGAUGUCCGCAUACAUGAACACAUUCUUAUGAAAUAAAUAACAUUUAUUUUUGUAUGUCAGUGCUGCUUUUAGGGCUCAAAAAUAAAAAAAAACUCAAAUUG